Molecule: messenger RNA, 3066 nt
Organism: Dalotia coriaria
Lineage: Eukaryota; Metazoa; Arthropoda; Insecta; Coleoptera; Staphylinidae
Product: protein peste-like
Exons: 6
Coding region: 574-2157 (527 amino acids)
Cellular component (GO): cytoplasm; membrane
Molecular function (GO): scavenger receptor activity
Source: RefSeq, a predicted model, not a curated record
AGAGUGAGUAGUGACUUAAAACACGAUAAAACAACCCGGCGGAGCGCAAUUCAAGUCCACUAGUUGUCGUCCGCCGGUUGUUGUCGCACGCGAGCGACAAACGCGAGCGGAUUUUACGCGUGAACGCAUCACUUCACUAAAUUUCAAGACAUCGAAUGUCUUCCAAGAUUUAAUAUCUUUGUAACAAACAACGAAUAAGUGUCUUUACUCGAAAAUAUAAAUAUUUUAUGUUUAAGAUAUUUAUUGAAAGGCGCUGUAAUUUUUUGAGUGUUUUUUGAUUAAUUUCAUUUUUAUAUAGAAGAUUAUCGGUUAUUAAGUUAAGUGAAGGACCCGUGCGUGUCCUGACGUGUAUAACCACCUGCAAGGAUUCAUGCUCGUAAAUAUAUCCUUGCUGAGGGAUGACUUCUAACUGCAGUAUUAGUGUAUGGAGGGAUUGAGUUAAUGAUAACCGACCACUGCCAAAAGAACACGUCAAGAUUUUAAAAUACUAUAUACGCACACAUUUUUACUAAUUUAAACAGAACUGAAAGUGAAAUUGGAGUGAAAACAAAAGGAAGAAAUAAAAAUAUCAAAAUGGUGAAUUUCCGCUUGGAUGUGUGUACUAAUAGUAACAAACUGCUGAUAUCCUGUGUGCUGGUAUCGACCGGCGCUGGAUUCCUCAUCGGAUGGUCCUGGAUCUUCAAUUCAAUGUUGCGACUGGGAAUCGCGCUGAAAGAAAACACGUACAUGGAGAAACUUUGGCUGGUUAAUCCGAUGCCGUUGUAUUUAGAGAUUUAUGCUUUGAAUUGGACCAAUCCGGAAGACAUUUACAAGCCGGGUGUUAAACCCAGAUUCCAACAGAUUGGGCCGUUCUCAUUCAGAGAGAUCAAAACGAAAGGCAAUGUCACGUGGAACGCUAAUAAUACUGUCUCAUUCAGGCAGUAUCACUCGUAUCAUUUUGUCAGAGAGAAAAGUGUGGCUGAUUUGAGCCUGCCGAUUACUUCGUUGAAUCCUGUUUUAGUCAGUGCGGCAUACACUGCAAAAAUGAAGAAAUGGGGAUUUUGGAUGCGCAAAGGAAUGCAAGUGGCCUUCACUCAAAUGCACCAAGAAUUAGCUAUCACAAAACCCUUCGGACAGUAUUUGUUUGAAGGUUAUUAUGAUCCCAUGGUGGCGCUGUCAGCUAAAAUGCCUUUGCCGUUCAUUCCCAAACUACCAAUGGAUGAUAAAUUUGCUUGGUUUUUUGGAAGAAAUGAAACUUCAUUUGAAGGAGACUUCAACAUGGGCACAUCCUACGACAAUUUCGGUGUUUUGGAAUCAUGGAACUUUGCAAACCGUACCAAUCAUUAUCAGGGCAGUUGUGGCCAUGUUUCUGGUGCUUCUGCAGGUGAACUGCAUCGACCUUAUCCAAAUAAAGACACCAUUUCCAUUUUUGUGCCUGACAUGUGCCGUAACAUGCCGUUGGAUUUUGAAGAAGAAGAAUCUGUUGAUGGAGUUAUAGGAAGAAAAUACACAGCAGGAAAACGUUUUCUGGAUAACGGUACACUCUACCCAGAAAAUAAAUGUUUCUGUCCAGAGGAAUGUUUCCCUUCAGGAGCUGUAAACAUCAGUAGUUGCAAAUAUGGCGCGCCUGGUUUUGUCUCUUUACCAAACUUCCACGGCGCUGAUGAUUAUUAUCUGAGUGCAGUCGAGGGACUUAAACCUGUUCGAGACAAACACGAGUUUUACAUUACACUUGAACCGCUUACUGGAAUAACUUUGCGUGUUGCUGCAAGGUUACAACUCAAUUUGUUACUUGAACCAGCAAAAUACUUAACAUUAUUUCAAAAUGUGCCAAAACUAAUCUUCCCAGUGUUGUGGUUUGAAGAAGUCGUUCAAAUCCCUGACUUUCUCCUGGUUUUAAUCAAAAUCCUGCUUUACAUGCCGUUGGUGAUUCAAAUCAUCGGCGCGUUACUGAUGUCCAUCGGUUUCUUCCUCUGCUCAACAGUCAUCUACAAACAUAUCAACUCAACGAUGAUCAAAUCCGGACAAUUUGUCUCAAAGCAAGGCAAUCAACACACGAAAAGAAAUCAUCAUUUACAUGCUUUAACAAUCAAGGAGCUGGUGCCGUUGAAUGAGAAAGAAAAACUCCGCGUCGUUUACGAAACGGACGUGCAGCUCGUAGGCGACGUAUGCAGUUGAUGCGCAUGCGCAGUGAUAAUCCGAACAAUAAUGUUGCGUGCAUUUUAAACCACAAAACCGUCCUCGCCACUCCUCGCCUUAACUCUGGUUAUACGAAAAUUGUUUUAACAAUGCGAUGAGUAUUUGCUUAAGUAUAGUUGUUGCUUGAGUAGUGCGCACGUUGUCCGCGAGUCAACAUGUCCGCGCCAUGAGAGUAACUUAAGUUAAGACACAAUCAUGACAGUGUUGUGUUUUUGUUUUGUAAACAAGAAAAGAAAAACUACUGUGAUACGACAGUGUUGCCAACUCUAACCUAACUUAUAAUGAUGGACGAAGCGUACGUGUUGGUGUGCAUUUCGAAGGAAAUAAUUAGGUAAUUAGAUGAGUUUGCCUCAAUUGAACGAUUGGAUGGUGUGGUGUGAAUGAAAGAAGAGUGAAUGAAACAGAGAGAUGUCGCGACGAAUUGAAUCGUUAACUGCGUAAAUCAAAUCGAAUUAACAAUAACAAUGCAAACAGUGCAAUUACAAUACAAUACAAUAUUAUACUCAUUACUUGAUAUACCAACCGUCCAGAUUGGAUUUCUGAUGGAAAUUCAUGUACUGAUAUUUACCACGUGCCUUUUAUAUGAAAUUGGUGAUAUUUUUGAUAAUUAGCAUGUAAAGUACUCGUUCCAAGUGAGAUAAAUGUUAAAUGUUGGUCUAUUUGUUUUCUAUUACUUAAUUGAUAAGCGGUUUUGUGAUUAUGGUUAGUUUCUACUUAGUGGCUUAACUUAAGUAAUAUACGUAUUUAUUAAGUUGCUAAGUACAGUACAGCAAAGAUUUUUGUUGGAAUUUUAAUUUUCUUGUUAUUUGAGAAAACUUAGAUUAAUUCUAAUUAAUAUUAUUAUUGUUUGAAUACUUUUGUUAUUAAUAAAAACUCUUUGUUUUUAAA